UUUGAUUCUUUUCAAAGAGGGUAUAGGUCUAAGUUUCUCAUUCUCUACAAUUCCAAUGGCUAUGUUUGUUCUCUACGAAUCAUCCUCCGGCUACGCCCUGUUCGACGUGCAUGGCCUCAAUGAGAUCGGUCAGAACGUUGAGGCUGUUCAAAGCUCAGUUUCCGACCUUGCUCGGUUCGGUCAGGUCGUCAAGCUAACUGCUUUUCACCCUUGGCAGACUGCACAAGAUGCUCUAAACCAAGUCAACGCCGUCUCUGAAGGGUUUAUGAGUGAGGAGCUUAGAAGUUUUCUUGAACUAAAUCUCCCUAAAGCGGAAGAAGGCAAAGAGACUAAGUUUAGCUUAGGAGUAUCUGACCCAAAACUCGGUUCUUGCAUAUCCGAGGCUACUAAGAUUCCUUGUCAGAGCAAUGAGUUUGUCCAAGAGCUUCUUAGAGGUGUUCGUCAGCACUUUGAUAGUUUCAUCAAUGACUUCAAGCCUGGUGGUCUUGAGAAACCUCAAGUUGGAUUAGCUCUUAGCUACAGUAGAGCAAAGGUCAAGUACAAUGUGAACAAAGAGGAUCAUAUGGUUAUUCAAACUAUUUCCUUGCUUGACACGCUUGAUAAAGAUAUCAACUCCUACGCUAUGAGAACCAGAGAAUGGUACUCACCGCACUUCCCUGAGCUUGACAAGAUAGUUAAUUAUGACAAUUACAUGUAUGCACAAGCUUCAAAGAUUAUAGAGGACAAGUCAAAGUUGUCGGAAGAGCAUGUUACAAUACUUACUGAAGUCCUUGGUGAUGAAGAUAAAGCAAGAGAGCUUGUUGAGGCUGGACAAGCAUCUAUGGGUCCUGACUUAUCACCACUAGAUUUGUUACAUGCCCAGACCUUUGCUCAGGGAGUUAUAGACCUAACUGAUUACAGAAAGAAGCUGUAUGACUACCUUGUUGUUAAAGUGAAGGACGUUGCUCCAAACUUGGCUGCAUUGAUUGGUGAGACGGUUGCAGCCAGGUUGAUUUCACACGCGGGAAGUCUUAGGAAUCUUGCAAAGCACCCAUCUUCAACUCUCCAGAUUCUUGGAGCAGAGAGGGCACUUCGCAGGGCGUUGAGAACAGGUGGAAAGACACCAAAGCACGGUCUGAUAGUUCACUCUUCAUUCAUUGGCCGAGCAUCUGCUAGAAACAAGGGACGUAUGGCUCGUUGUCUAGCUGCCAAGUGUUCUAUUGCUGCCAGGGUUGACUAUUUUGGUGAUAGUAGCAGUGCAGAUUUUGGUGAGAAACUUCGUGUAGAAGUAGAGGAAAGGCUAGACUCUUUACAUAAUGUCUAUGCAAUGGAAGAGGUUUUAGAAGAUGAAGAGAUAGUUGAUGCCUCUGGAGAGGAAAUAGACGAAGAAGAAGCAGCUGAUGAUGUUGAAUGAUAGCAUAUGCUACAUUUUCAUUAAUUUUGAUCAAGACAUACAAAAAUUAUAAUAUGGAUGUUGUUGUUGAUUGCAUCACGUUAUUUUCACCAAAAUAUAAAAGAUGAUGAAGAAUUUAGUUUUUCUAAAUUCUAGAGGCUUACAUUUCAAUUGGAAUUUAAUUAUUUUCUGAUGUUGAAGCCCAAAGACUAAUAGCAAAGUUUUUAUGUUCAUUAUUUCACUUCAGUAAAUUCAUUAACACCAUAAAAAAGAUUCAAUUAACCGAAAUUCAGAAGCUGAAAUCGAAAGAAAAAACCUAAAAUAUAAAAUGAAACGUUAAAUGGAAAUUGUUGUGUAAUUAUGACAUUCACAUUAGCUCUAAUUUUUCAGACAGUUCAAUAGAAAUAUACUUCUAUGGUUUACCUAAUCAAGAUUAGUAUUACAGUAAACAAAAAAAAGUUUUUUUUUUCAACACAAAUCUUAUUCUCAAGCAAAUCAAUCACAGGGCAGGAUCCUCAAAUAUCACAAUACUAUUAUACCUUCCUACAUAGAUAAAGAAAGAGGAUGAUUCCUUAAUCAUUAUACGUACAUGGAUGAUGGACCAGUCUUAGGAGUAACUUGUUGAAAGAAAUGUUUAUGUGACAAUCUCCCUGACGAGCCAGUCAAGACAAGGAUAAGCGAAGUAGAGGAUGAGAAACGACGGAAGAGCCAGCAAGAGAGUGACUA
Brassica rapa (field mustard) is the source of this 2098-nucleotide messenger RNA. RefSeq names its product nucleolar protein 56. Gene Ontology annotation, cellular component: box C/D methylation guide snoRNP complex; small-subunit processome. The record is from RefSeq and is a predicted model, not a curated record. Lineage: Eukaryota; Viridiplantae; Streptophyta; Magnoliopsida; Brassicales; Brassicaceae. Gene Ontology annotation, molecular function: snoRNA binding.